Kickxella alabastrina is the source of this 1073-nucleotide messenger RNA. Its product is annotated as lysozyme-like domain-containing protein. Bases 86 to 937 code for a protein of 283 amino acids. The record is from RefSeq and is a predicted model, not a curated record. The transcript has a single exon. Lineage: Eukaryota; Fungi; Kickxellomycota; Kickxellomycetes; Kickxellales; Kickxellaceae. Gene Ontology annotation, molecular function: lysozyme activity.
UUCAACACCAUUACUCCUAUUCAUCCUCGCUAUUAUUACUCUUAUAAAUUCGCUCAUCAACUUUAAAAAAACACGCACUUUCUACAUGUCUUUUUUAUUUAGCAUUGCUGCCUUUGGCAGAAGGCUGGCCACCAAGGCACUUUUGACGCUACUUGCUCUGCUCGUGUUAUCUCGGCUAACACUUGGCCAAGACAGAACAAGGCUCAAAUGCCACAGCCUGCCGCAUACCGCCGGUAUAGUGCUCCGGGCAUACGACAACGCAGACAUAAUCGACAUAGACUGCGAGACAACAACCAAUAGCCGCGUCGGCAAUACCACGGUAUGGCACCGCACAGUGGACGGCUGCUACGUCAGCAAUUUCUACUUUUACGUGCCCAAAGACGACCGCAUCCCGCAGUGCACUCUGCUGGACAGCAAGUCGUCCUGCGAGCUGCCUAAUCUCGAGUCCCUGAAGAUCAUCCAAAAGUACGAGCAGAAGGUUGUGACUCCGCGCAACGACGCCAAUGGAAAGACGGUUUUGGGGUUCGGCCACCGGUGCGCGUCGCCUGGCUGCGGCGAACUGUCGCUAAAGUUUCCGAUUGGCCAGAGGAAGGCACAGGCGGUGUUGCUGCUGGAUAUGAGCUUGGCCACAAGCUGUCUUAAGAACGCGAUCAACGAGAGAAUCGUUCUGGGCGACAACCAGUGGGGCGCGCUGGCUUCGUGGGUCUACGACAUUGGGUGCCCAGCGGCUGCCAAGUCGAAGCUAAUUACAAGGCUGAACGCCGGCGAGGAGCCCAACGACGUGGCUGCCGAGGAGCUGCCGCUGUGGAAUACUGGGCGGGUGAGCGCUGCGCCCAAGUAUGCUGAGAGGCGCGCUGCCGAGGUCAAGCUGUUUCUGGCCGAGUCGAUCAAGGUGGCGCACCCGCGAUGCACGUCGUUUCUGAGAUUGAAAGAGUAAUGAUAGAUUACAAGGAAUAAUGGCAAAAUCUGGAUCGCAGAUUGCAUCAUUGUCGUGGUCAUCCCAUCAUUCAUUCUAUCGGCCUUCCUUUUCAUUAUCUCUCCCCCUUUUUUAUCCGCCCUCCGCCCUGACCCCU